This is a messenger RNA of Scaptodrosophila lebanonensis, 1268 nucleotides long. RefSeq names its product probable RNA methyltransferase CG1239. The coding region runs from base 87 to 1217 and encodes 376 amino acids. NCBI's taxonomy places the organism in Eukaryota, Metazoa, Arthropoda, Insecta, Diptera, Drosophilidae. The transcript has 3 exons. Gene Ontology annotation, biological process: snRNA modification. Gene Ontology annotation, molecular function: RNA methyltransferase activity; O-methyltransferase activity; snRNA binding. The record is from RefSeq and is a predicted model, not a curated record.
AAAACGCAUCCAUUUCUGCACUAUUAUUAGUAAUUAGAAGCCGGGGCAAGUUUUUUUUUUAAACUAGUUCUUCAGAAGAUUUCGCCAUGGAAGUGGAAACAAACAAUAACAAUACGGUGAUAACCGAAGAGAUUCAGAAACAAAAUCAUCAAGGAACAAAUUCGCCCAUUAAGUUGAAAGUUGAAAGCAAUAUAGUAAUUGUUAAGAGCACAGAUGGUAUUCCAAUUAAUAACGAUAAUGCUGAGAAACGUAAAGAAACAAACGACGAUAACACAAAAGAAGCGAAAAGACUGAAGUUGCACAUGCCUGCUACGGAAGAUACUGAGAUUGCAAAUAAAGUAGAUAACCUGGAAAGCUCAAAACUCGCAGAUAAACUGGAAAAUAUAGCGAAAACUCAGUCCACGAGCAUCGCCACCGCAGUACAAAAGAAGGCCCCACAGUCCCCUAAAAAACGUUUACAACUGGACGCCAACAAUGCUGAUAGUGACGCAAAAAAGCGAAGGAAGCAGACAAAAUACAUGUAUGGCAACUACAAAAAUUAUUAUGGCAAACGUUUUUUGGACAAUGUGUUUCACGACAUCCGAUUGGAUGUGAUCGACACACACAAGGAGCUUUUUAAGGAUAAAAUACUAUUGGACAUUGGCUCCAAUACUGGCCAUUUAACAAUCGAGAUAGCCAAGCGUUACGGUGUUAAAAGCCUCGUUGGUCUAGACAUAGAUCGAAAGCUGAUCAAGAUUGCACAGACACAACUAAAUAUUCUAAAGCAAAAGGAGAACGCUACAACAUCAAAGAGAGCGGAAAACAAGUUCCCUUUCAACGUAAAAUUUAUUUAUGGCAAUUACGUUCUGGACGAUGACGUUUUGCUUGAAGUGCAACGUCCCAAAUUCGAUGUUAUAUUGUGCCUUUCAGUGACCAAAUGGAUUCAUCUCCAGUUUGGUGAUGCGGGCUUAAAGCAAGCUUUUCGACGCAUGUUUCUGCAGCUGCUUCCGGGUGGAAAAUUAAUUCUCGAACCACAGGCGUUUCAGAACUACAAACGUCGCAAAGCCAUUACAGAACAAAUACGACAACAUUACAAUGCAAUCAAAUUCUUUCCUACUGAGUUUACCGAAUACUUGCUGAGCCCUGAGGUUGGCUUUAGCAAGAUGGAACUAAUGGGCGUCCCUAAACAUUGUGAGGUAGGAUUUACGCGUCCCAUACAAAUAUUUCACAAAGAUUAAAUAUAUAUGUAUUAUAUACAUAAUUAUAUUUCGAUAGUGAACAAAACACAA